Messenger RNA from Salpingoeca rosetta, 2042 nucleotides. RefSeq lists its product as uncharacterized. Bases 292 to 1599 code for a protein of 435 amino acids. Lineage: Eukaryota; Choanoflagellata; Craspedida; Salpingoecidae. The record is from RefSeq and is a predicted model, not a curated record. The transcript has a single exon.
CGGAGAUGGUGUUUGACCCAAGCCAUUUCUUUCCCGACCUCAAGUACUCAAGUACUCAAGUGCUCAAGUGCUCAAGUGCUUACCUGCUGCUCCGCCGCGCACUACCCGUCCUCAUCGCAUUCUCAACAAAGCAAACGUCCUAACGUCCAGAGAAGCCAAGCCGUCGAGCACAUCAAGAGACCAAGCUCAAGAGCGCUAGAGCGGAACAGGAAGGCAGAUAACACGGAGGAACGUGUCUCGCGCAUUCCACAAACAGACAAACGGACAGACAACAACAACUGUACCAGCACCAUGGACAUUCCAACACCAGCAUCGGGGGGCAUCCCGACCUACCACGCAUACCUAGAUGGCCUUGUCCACCAAACCCGCACCCUCACCAAGCCCACCGUCCACCACACCGUCCACCGUGCGAGCCGCACAAGCCGCCCCGCAGACCUCGACCUCAGCACUAUCCCCUUCAUGCCAAGCAUGUGCAGCGGUAACAACAUGUGCAGCGGCAGCAGCGACCAUGUAUUCUCACCGCGCUUUGCAGCCUCCCCGCCAAACAUGGGCAACCAACAGAAGCAAAGCAGCAGCAGCAGCGACUACUCGCAGCUGUACGCAGAGCAUUCCCCGUCCCUUUGCCUGCAUGCAACCGAGCCAGCCUCGCCAUUGCUGCCAACAGCACCCGCCUUUUCCACACUCAAGAACACGGCAGCCCUGAACAGCGCCUUUGGCAUCAACACCGAUAGCGCACCGGCUGCACCCCACCUCCGCCUUAAAAGCACAACCGACAGCAUUUUCCACUUUGACGAUGCCUUCCCCACAACGGCGGCACACAACGAUGCCAUCAGUGUCAGCGCCGCCAACCCCUCGCAGAACCAGGGCAACCAUGUCCGCGGUGUUGAUGCAGACUUCCUGCCCGGGUUUGAAGCAGGUGUCAGCGCCAGCGUUGCGGAGCUGCUGAGCCAUACACAUGCAGAUGCAGACCAGGUGCUUGACGCAGCCGUGGAAUCCUUCCUCUCCUCCUUUUCCUCCUCCUCAUUGCCACAACCACAGCGGCAGCCGUCUGUGGCGUCAUCGGCAUCAACAUUGUCUGCUAUGUCCUUGUCGUCCGACGACAGCGACUGUGAGGAGCCCAUCACUCGGCAGCUCAUGCCGCAUGCAAGCUCUUCCUCCACCUCCUCCACCUCCUUAUCGUCCUCAUCACCAGCGCAUCGUCGCAAGAGCAAGCGGGCACAGUACAAUCGCAGCAACAAGGGCAAUAUCAACAGCAGCAGCAGCGUGCGUGCCAAGGGCACAGCAAGCACGAUGAUGCGCGGGCGCAGUGCCAUCAACAAGCGGUGUGUGCUUGAGAACGGCGAGAUCGACCAUGAGAAGCUGGGGCGCACGCGAGAGAUUGCGCGCCGCAGCUACUGGCGCCGUCGCAAGCGCGAAUUGAAGAGCCGGCAAGGCGUGCGCCAGCGCCUGACGCUGCUGAACAAGUCCAAGGAGGUGCUUGUGCAAAAGCGACAGCAGCUGUUGAACGAACGGCAGGCACUGCUGGACCACGUGCGACAGAACCUCCCCACCGUCCUCCCCAUGGAUCCCAACGGCGAAUAUUCGCUGUCCCCGUUCUGAAUUGCCUGUGCUGUGGAGCUGUUCCCUCACCUAAGACACUUGUUGCUGAAUGAAUGACACGAAUGGCUGCUGUUAUUCUUGUGCUGAUGAAGCCUGCGCUUGGGUGCUGUAAUGAUUAACCCCUAUCGUCAUGAUUGUCAUGUCAUCAACUUCUUCUUGAUCUUCUGUUUUCUUCUGCUUUCUGUACUUGUGUGUCUUGGAUGAACGUUGGCAUGUUUAUGUUUUGUAUACGCCCACCCCUCAGGACACUGCUUGUGCCUGUAUCUGUUCUACCAUUCAACUCCCUUCACGUGUCAUCGUCAUGUGGUACACCUGCUGUCGUUGACUGUUUUGUCCAUUCUGUUGGCCGCUCGAUGUGGCGAUUCACGAACAAAGUUUAGAUGUUCAACGCGUUCUUUCCUCGACAAGAAAAGGGGAAAAAAUACAUCACCAUCAUCACGGAA